Messenger RNA from Manduca sexta (tobacco hornworm), 1077 nucleotides. RefSeq names its product protein CWC15 homolog (gene c12.1). The transcript is spliced from 4 exons. The record is from RefSeq and is a predicted model, not a curated record. Gene Ontology annotation, cellular component: catalytic step 2 spliceosome. The coding region runs from base 307 to 960 and encodes 217 amino acids. Gene Ontology annotation, molecular function: RNA binding. NCBI's taxonomy places the organism in Eukaryota, Metazoa, Arthropoda, Insecta, Lepidoptera, Sphingidae. Gene Ontology annotation, biological process: mRNA cis splicing, via spliceosome.
GCUCCGGCCUUUAAAUUGUAAUAAAGUAGGAGUAUAAAAGAAGACAGACUAGGCUGUAUGGCUGAGAGCCUUUGCCUUCGCCUUAAGGAGUAAAUCAAACAAAAAAAAAUCAUUAUGUCAAAUUUCAAUGUUUUUAAUAAUUUUUACUUGUUUUAAAGGAUAGGUAUAUUUAGUUAUUUUUUGCAUUGCAUUGGUAGAUUAAAAACAUAUUGAAGACACAAUCUCUUUAAGCUUAUAAUUUAACUCACCAUAAAAUAAAGGACAGUUGGUCGUCUGUUUCUAGCUCACUGUUUACUUGUAAGAAAUAUGACUACCGCAGCCAGACCUACUUUUGAUCCAGCCAGAGGUGGUCAAGGUCGAGGGGAGAAAGAUCUUAGUGCUAUAUCACGACAAUAUUCCAGCAGAGAUCUACCAGGGCAUACCAAAUUGAAGUACAGAGAACAAGGCCAGGGUACAACUGAAGAAUUGCGGUCACGUGAUUUUCGCAAGGAGUUGGAUGAUAGGGAAAAAGAUAGCAAAACUACUGGAUCAAGGAGACAGAAUGAACCUGUAGCAAAAAGACCUAAAAUAGACCAAGUACCAGCAGCAAGUCUGGAUGCUGAUGACCCACUUGAAGGAGACUCUUCAGAUUCUGACGAUUCCGAUGAUGACACUGCCGCAUUGCUGGCUGAGCUAAACAAAAUAAAAAAAGAAAGAGCAAUUGAACAAGCCAAAAAGGAAGCUGAAAGGAAGCAGGAAGAAGAACGAAUUCGGAUGGAAAAUAUAUUAUCAGGGAAUCCAUUGUUAAAUUACUCAGCAGCAGGACAGAAAAAUGAUUUGAAGGUAAAAAGGAGAUGGGAUGAUGACGUCGUUUUUAAAAAUUGUGCUCGUUCAGAACCUGAAAAGAAGGGCAACACAUUUAUUAAUGACUCUUUGAGGUCCGAAUUCCAUAAAAAGUUCAUGGAGAAAUAUGUUAAAUAAUAUGCUUUGUGUACUUGCGUGGAUUUAAUUGUAUUGAUUUAGGUUAUAUGAUUAUAAUUGACUGACUUCAUGUUGAUAUAGUCUUUCAAUAUUAAGAGAAUAAAAUAUAAACUCAUA